Molecule: messenger RNA, 5257 nt
Organism: Triticum aestivum (bread wheat)
Lineage: Eukaryota; Viridiplantae; Streptophyta; Magnoliopsida; Poales; Poaceae
Exons: 4
Coding region: 1491-5078 (1195 amino acids)
Cellular component (GO): membrane
Source: RefSeq, a predicted model, not a curated record
CUGCUCUCUAGGUCUGGCAGGAUAAGACGCCCUGGCUCUGCUCUCCCCAGCAGUGCCCGUCUGGUGUUCGAACAAAUGCCUGGCGGCAGCGGAGCCGAUCGUACUAGUGAGUGCACCAGUGCUGCUAGCUGUACCUAGCUGCCGUGGCCAGUUCCCCGGUGAUGGAACCCUUCACCGUUGGCCAUUAACUGCCGUGCGUUACUGAACGGAGAAGAGCCAAGAGACGACACGAGCGGCGCGGAGCGAAAAUGUCAAAAGAUGGCGACGCUCAAGGCGCCAGGGAGGUCUCGGAGCGGCGACUUUGCUGGAAUCAAGUGGACGACGGUACGUUUUUGGUCUUCUGCGAUGAUGACUAAAUCAAGGAUUCAAGGUGGCUUCUGCUUCUGAACGCGGAAUUCCUCAGAACGCUGGUCUGAACCCACGGUGUGUGGACUCUGGUCGUGUACCAGACUAGCAGUCAGCAGUCAGCAGUCAGCAGUCAGCACUAUGUGUACCAUUUCACAGCUUACCAUCACUGUCCACAGAUUCCAUUUCACAACCUCCUAAUGGCUAAUGCCAGGUAUUCUACUAGCCAACUCUUGCUUAUCUACAGCACUAUGCAACCAACCAUGCAACAGCUACGAAGCCCCAUCGCCUAGUUCUCUGGCCAUUCUAUUUAACAGCUGAGAUGCAUGUUUGCUCAUUAUUUUUCGGUGUGUUAUAGGUUUCUCUAACUCCAAAGUGGUCCUAAUGAGAGACCAUAUUAUAGUAUCCCCCUUGCAUAAUCCGCAUGCCGACCGUGUUUACAAUUCGCAUACGACUGGGUCCAACCUAAUAAGCUAUCAGACCAGAUGAUUGAUAGCCUGGUUGGUACAUUGCCGCGGGGGGUCCUGCCCUGUUUCUGCCAUUUGUUUAACUGACUUCACCGGUCUCCCCCCUCCCUUCUCACUUUUGCUCGCUGUCCACACUUCACACCGUUCACACCAUUGCUGAGGCCGGAAGAACUCUGCCAUCUUUCAAGCUCACAAGGCGUCCCUCACUAGUCUGAGCAGCAGCCGUCGCUCUGGAUACAAGCUCAAAGCCGCAACCGCAGCCUAAGCAUUGCAACGCUUCCCCAUUCCAGUUAAUCGUACUAGUCACCCCUGAUCUUGGUACAAGCUUGAACCUGCAACCUCGGCUAGGGGCUGAGAUGUAUGUAUGAUGGCUAAAUGAGGGCAGCCAUUCCGUGUGACCUUGUCUGUGUGAGAAGCAUUGCGUUGCCGCUUUCCCCUUCCAGAUGAAGCAUUGUUAAGGCUAGAAGUCCUCAGCUACCUUUGAAGCAUACGAGUGUAUUCACUUGUCUGAGCAGCAAAAUCUGUCCAUCGUUCUGGGUGCAAGCUCAAACUUGCAACCUCAGCUAGGGACUGAUGUAUGGCUAAUGCCUUUCCAUGCCAGAAUAUCCAAUGCUACAGAUGCAAGCUUAGACAGCAACUGAGAGGUUGAGACUUGCAAUCUUGGUCAAGAGCAAUCACAUGGAAAACGGCGGGCAGACCGAACACACCAUUGAUCUGCCCAACACUGGGAAUCAUUUAGGUGAAGGCAGCAAGGAUGGGUUUGGCAUGGUUACUGACAGCACUAGGCAAGAUUCAGUUAAUGGAUUGUCCAGCAGGUCUUUAUUAUCCAGUAGCCCUGAACCUGAACCUGAACCCAUCCCUGUUGAUUUUGAGCUCCUGUGGAGACUGCGGAAGUAUUUAGUACUGCUUGGAGUCUUAGCAGUUACUGUGACAUACAAUGCUGGAUUAACACCACCAGGGGGAUCUUGGACACUAAACACGGAUGGCCAUGAUGCUGGUGACCCUGUCCUGCAUGUUGGCUACUCUCUAAGAUAUGAGGUAUUCUUUUACUGCAACACAACAGCCUUUGCUGCAUCUCUUGUCUUAGUCAUCUUGCUUCUAAGUAAGAGUGUGACGAAGCGGAAUAUAUGGCUCCGUUCAAUGCAAUUGACCAUGCUGCUGGACUUAUUUAGCCUGCUGGGGGCCUUUGCUGCUGGAAGCUGCAGGGCACCUAAGUCAUCCAUUUACAUCUGGAUUCUAGUCUUUGCUGUUUUUGUGUAUGUUGUGAUUCAUACCCUAGUAUCCAGAAGGGUUAUUCCAAAAUCAUUGAGAAAGAAGCUGCAAACAAUGAUGGAUGAAAUUCGAUCCAGACGCGGUGGCAGUGUCAGUUCCACACAAGCAAGCAGCAAUCCAGAGGAAGAUGUUGAGGAGGACCGUAAGUUCAUAUUGAUGCUUGCAACUUUUGCUGCUACUAUCACAUACCAAGCCGGAUUGAAUCCACCUGGAGGCUUUUGGGCUGAAAAUCCUUCUUAUGAGCAUCCUCCAGCUACCUCUAUUCUCCGCAGUAACUACCUUCACCGGUAUAAUAUUUUUAUUUGCUGCAAUGCGACUUCUUUUGUGGCAUCUUUGGUCACAAUCAUUCUUCUUCUGAGCCCAGAAUUGAGUAGCCAUGGAAUAAGGUCCAAAGCUGUGAUUGUGUGUGUCGUAUUUGACCUAUUUGGUCUGAUUGGGGCCUAUGCUGCAGGGUGCUGUAGGAGUGUAAGGACAUCUUUCUUUGUUGUGUUCAUUACUGUCAUAGUAUGGGUCUGCUUUGCGGUGUUAGCUGCGGCAUUUGUUUACAAACCUGUAGCAGACUGGCUGCAAAAGAUCAAAGAUCAUAAGUGCUUCAAAAAACUUGGUCGGCUCUUUUCACUGGAAUCAGGAAAUUCAGAGCAAGAUCAUUCUCAUGCAACUGGUCAGCAUACUACAGACCUUGCAACAGUUACGCCAGAAGAAGGCAGUGCUUCUGACACAGAAAACCGAGUUCAAAACAGCAAACAGGAUGGAAUCCUUAGGGAGCAUCAGCAUGCAGACAGCCAGAAAAUUGCAAAUAAUGAGGAGGCUGAGCCCAGCUCAGAGCAACCAUCGGUCAAUGACCCGCAACCAGGAAAUACCACAAAUAUUGUGUUCAACCCAGAGGGUCAGUGUAUAGACUGCCAAUCAGUUGCAAAUGAUGCAGUCUCUGACACAGGACAUCCUUCAAUCAAAUGCCACCAAGCUACAAAUACUGUGAAUCAAGUGCCUAGCACUGAUAAUCAUUCCGCAGACAAUCAGCAAGAUGCAAGUAAGAAGGAACAGCUGUCUCCAAAUAAUGGCCCAAAGACUGCAAAUAUUGUUGACUAUAUGCCCAAGAAGCAAGUUGCAGAUACGAAAGGUCAAUCUUCAUCAACUGAUGAAUGCAAGGAUGCAGUUAUUUUAGUGGAUGAUUCGUCUGAACAAACAACGUCAGAUAAUCACUGCAAUGGAGCCACCAACGAUCACCAAGUACAGCAAGUGCAUUCUGAUGGGCCUAUGAGAACCAGUGAGAUUGAGAUGGUUGGAAGUAAUAACAUUGUUGUGCCUUAUGAAAAUGGCAAUGUUGACAAGAAAGGAGGUCCCACUGAAGAUAGCAGCAAAAAGAAUUCUGAUGACGGACCAACUUCGGAACCUCUGAAGAAGUCCCGCACAUACCUACUUCUUCUUGCCAUUCUGGCAGUUUCUCUGACAUAUCAAUCAGGUUUGAAUCCGCCAGGUGGCUUCUGGUCAAGAACAGAGAAUGGUCAUUCAGCUGGUGAUCCCAUCCUUGAGGACAAUCACCAUCCCCGUUAUAUUGCAUUCUUCUAUCUGAAUGCAGUCGCGUUUGUUGCAUCCUUUGUCAUGAUCAUUAUGCUCCUGAACAAGAGGAUAAGCGAGAAGGCUACAAAACGAUUUGCUCUACAGAUAGCAAUGAUAGUGGACCUUCUUGCCCUAAUGGGGGCUUAUGUUAUGGGAAGCUCCAGGGAGGCAAGGAGCUCCAUGUACAUCUCAUUGUUGGUGGGCCUUGUACUUGCUUAUGUUGGCAUUCAUCUUUUGAUAGCACAUGUAAUCCCUGAAGGGUGGAAAAAAGUGGUGGCUGAAAAGCUAAAGCUCUUCUCGUGCAAACAUUUGUGGCCCAAAUUGCAUCAGGAUGGCGAAAACCAGAAUGGGGAUGUUGACGGGAAGGAGUGGGAGCGGAGGCGUAAUCUGCUAUUGAUUCUUGCUGUUCUAGCUGCAACUGUCACAUACCAAGCUGGUAUAAACCCUCCAGGAAGUGUAUGGUCAGAUGACAAGAAGGUCAGUGGCACACCAGGCAGUCCAAUCCUUCAGCACAAUCAUUCAAAACGCUAUGAUGUGUUCUACUACUCAAAUUCAGUUACAUUCGUGUCAUCUGUAGUUAUCACGAUACUACUUGUGAACAAGGAAUCAUGUGAGCGUGGCAUCAAGUGCUAUGCACUGCGAGUAUGUCUGGUGGUGGGCUUGGUUGGCCUCUUGAUUGCCUAUGCUGCAGGAAGCUGCAGGAAAGCAAAAGAAUCUAAGUAUCUCAUCAUCAUCGCUGUUGCAGUUCUGGCCUUCCUUGUGAUUCAAGUCCUUAUACUCUCUUCGACACAUGGUACAGUAUGGGGGCCGUUGAGCAAAUUCUUGGAAGACUCUCUGAAACGGCUUCUUCGUCCAAAAGAGUCCAGGCAAGAAACUGUUUCUGAGCGGCAAGAAAGUUCGGAUCAGAAUGAGAAAGAAAAGAGAAAGAGGCAUAAAUAUCUGAUGCUCCUUGCAGUUUUAGCAGCCUCCAUCACAUACCAAGCUGGUCUGAACCCGCCUGGUGGUUUCUGGUCUGAUGAUUCCAACCAUGUUGCAGGAAAUCCAGUCCUUCAUGAUAUUCAUCCCUGGCGCUACAGAGCAUUCUUCAUCUUCAAUGGUAUCUCCUUCAUGACAUCUAUUGUCGUGAUAAUGUUUCUGUUGAAAAAGGCUGUGAGGAGGAAUGGUGUUCUACUGGAGGUAUUGCAUUUGAUCAUGAUACUGGAUCUGCUAGCUCUUAUGACAGCUUUUGCUGCGGGAAGCUGCCGAAAAUUAAGGACUUCAAUGUAUGUCUAUGGGCUAGUAAUUGCGGUUGCAGUAUACCUCGUGGUUGCAAUUGGUGUAGCGAGCGGCAUUGCGAAGUGUCUGAGACCAAGGCAAAGAAAUGGGCAUUCCCUCGAAGGCAAUCCUGAAAGUGCUUCCACAACAAACCCGCCGAUAGCUGCACAACAAGUUUGAAGGCUCAAUUUCUAUGGGACUACUUGAGAAUUUGUUUCCUGCAUUAUUUGCAAAUAAUUGUUGUGCUGUAGUCAGUCUGUUUUUCCUUCCUAAAGUCCAGAGUAAACUUGAAAGCUGGCGCUGUUGUAUAUUUCUGAACACUAUUUUAGCAUAAUUGAAAUUUGGACUUGAGCAAUCAA